Coccinella septempunctata (seven-spotted ladybird) is the source of this 1221-nucleotide messenger RNA. Its product is annotated as retinal homeobox protein Rx1-like. Lineage: Eukaryota; Metazoa; Arthropoda; Insecta; Coleoptera; Coccinellidae. The record is from RefSeq and is a predicted model, not a curated record. Gene Ontology annotation, molecular function: RNA polymerase II transcription regulatory region sequence-specific DNA binding; DNA-binding transcription factor activity, RNA polymerase II-specific. Gene Ontology annotation, biological process: regulation of transcription by RNA polymerase II. The coding region runs from base 389 to 1102 and encodes 237 amino acids. The transcript is spliced from 3 exons.
AAACACCCCACUAACGAUGUGUGAAAACGAGGAUCCGCCUCUGAAGAAACCUCAAGCGCCACUUGAUGAGUUAAUUUAACAUACAAACUGACUCAAACCGCCCCUUUUUCUGGUCGAACCUUUUGAGUGGGGGAAAGAUCAGACGCCGACUGACUUAAGCCCAGAUUCAAAAUACCGCAAUUUACUCAGUCUCGUCUGAGAAACAACGCUUAUUAGAUUAGCUAAUUUGCAUAAAUAAGAAUUAGGUAGUAGCAAUUUAAAUCCUCACAAAUCAUGUGUUGGUAGUGUUCAUCAUUGAUUUAAGCGGACAGUUCGUUUCGAAAAAUAUUUUCCAAGUCAACCGAGUGUGUAAAAGCAAUUAUUCACAGUAUCAAAAAUAUUUUGGACGAUGUUCAGUUACGAAGGAACCUACACCGAUCUGUCCCCAAUGGAAUAUCCUAUCAGGCCAAAUUAUUCAGAGAAUAACAGACAAUUUUCAGUGUGCAGUUUGUUGCGAUUAGAGGAUAAGAGAAAAUCGUCUGAGAUGGACUCCAACGAAGUUUCAGAUUCUUCCGAUUCUCUUCUACAUGAGGACAAAAAAAAACCUAGGAGAAAUAGGACAACUUUUACAACUGCUCAGCUAACUGCUUUGGAAAAAGUAUUUGAGAAAACUCAUUAUCCGGAUGCGUUUGUGAGAGAAGAUUUAGCAAAUAAAGUUAGUCUGACAGAAGCCAGAGUACAGGUAUGGUUCCAAAAUAGAAGAGCCAAGUUUCGACGCAACGAAAGAAGUUUAUCUUCGCAACAAAAUUCAAUACCAAAAACCCCCAAAGUGCAGUCAACUCCUUUCCGUCUAGAAGAAACAGACAAAAACCUCUUCAGGCCAUCGACAAUCUCUCCACAUGUUAACAACAGCGAAAUACAGUAUGUCCUUCCAUGGAAAUGCUCCCAAUACCAACCAGACUUCUAUACAACCAGCUUUACUAAUUCUCUCAACAGCCAAACUUGUAGUUUCGUGCAAACGCCAACCUUCAAAUAUUGCUCUACUGAUUUGCAGGCAAAUCGUUUGUACAAUAGGUUCGAAAUGAAUGGACUCAGAUACAGACAUCCUGAUUUUGGAUUAUAGCAAAUAACUGCUAUUAAUAUUAAAUUACAUAACUUAUAAAUAAGAGUAUACAUAUACAUACAUAAAUUAUUGUAUUCGUAUUAUUAUCAAGUUAAAGUUGAAUAAAUUGAUCAAAUUAC